AUGGAUGGAAGUUUCAAUGGUCGUCGGUUGUUUGAAGCUCCUCCUCAUGGAGCUGUUUUGGUAAGUGGCAAUCGUCUGAGAAAUCCUCGAAACGUAAGCAUUCUAGAUGCGGACUUGAAGUUCUCUGCUCAUGGCUUUUCAUCAUCACCCGUAUACUAUCGUGAUAAUUUUUCAUCGUUACGAAAAGGACAGCAUGGUGCAUUGAACAUUCCGAUUACGCAGCCAGCUUGUAAUGAAAGUGCUACUUCCCCCAUAAUACAUCUUGAAAGUAAUAUUGGAUACAAUAGAAACAGCUCACUGAAUCGACCCUUAAUUCGAGAAAUUCCCAUUCGGAUUGUACAGGCAACAUCGGCAGGAAAACCACAGAGUUGUACUUUACCGCCAAAUCAGUCGUCAUCAUCUGUUCUACGAAAUGGAGGUUUCCCGAUCUGUUGUGCAGAUGAAGAAAUCUCAAGUCAUCCUGAUAUUAAUGGCAGUGAUCAAUUAGAAAAAUCAGAAAAUUGUGCGAAAGUGCCUUCAUUAAAACAACCUAUAUUCCGUGCAAAAGAAUCUAUUGAGGAGCCAUCACGAAAUUCGUGGAAUGAGAAACGCACUACAUCUUUGAUAGCAAUGGAAACAGUGAGAUUAAAGCUAGGUAAUGGGAAAUUAGUGGAGGGUGAUCGUGUAGUUUGGUUUGAUGCAUUGGGUAUGCCUCAUCGAGGAACAGUUCAAUGGAUUGGUUACUUACGCGGGCAUACAAAUGUUUACGUUGGAGUUGAUUUUGAUGAAGCAAUAGGUGGUGGAACUGGUUAUUUUGAAGGCCUUGAGUUAUUUUGUUGUGCACCAAAUCAUGCAGGCUUAUUGCCAAUUUCCGUAUGCAUGAAAGAAGAGGAUAUGGGAGAUGAGGAUUAUAGCAAGCCAGCUAUUACAAGUCUGAAAUUGCGGCCGUCUUCAGCCGAAGAUCAGAAUCACUCUUCGCGAUUGCCACUGAUGUCAGGUAAUCUUGAUUUAGCACCUGUUCAAAGAGAACCGUUGAUUGACAAUGAAGAACGAGUAAUCCUGUCGGAUGCGCAAUUCACUGUAGGAUCGUGCGUUGAGGUAUUUUAUCGAAAUGAACGGCGUUAUGGAGUAGUAAAAUGGAUUGAUAGUGGUAGUAAUUUAAUUCAUAGCAACUGUUUAGUUGCUGUCGACAUUGAAGGAGAUGUGCCUGAGGAUUGGGAAGCAAUAAGUAAAACACUAGCGGAAGAUAAUUUAGAAGCUGUUUUUGCUAGCAGUAGUCUAGAGUCGAUUACUCUGGUACCAUAUUGUGCUCUUCGUUCUGACAAUCGCUUUUCAGCAUGUAGUGCACCAGAAAUUGAUAAUUGUGAAGCAAAAACAAUAGUAACAACAAACUUUGGAAGCUUGGACAGUGGUAUAGAAGUCCGACCUUGUUUUCCAACAAAAAAUAUAGAAAGUUUGGUCGGGCGUAUGAAAGGAAUUCAAGGCUUUCGAAACAGUUGCUAUCUUGACGCCACACUUUAUGCCAUGUUCGCACAGUGUACAGCAUUUGAUAGGAUAUUAGAAAGUAGAUGCGAAACUGAAGCAGAUUCGAUUCAUACAGAAGUCACUGACAUUCUUAAAACUGAAAUUGUAUAUCCUUUGAGAAGGUUUCACUUCAUUCGUGCUGAUCAUGUAUUGAAAUUGCGAUGUUUGUUGGAACGACUUCUUCCCGAAAUGAAAGGCCUAACUACUGGUGAAAAAGAUCCAGAAGAGUUAUUAAAUGCUCUGUUCACUACUGUUUUACGGGUUGAACCUUUUCUUGUCAUUCGAAAUAUGACGGACAAUAAAACUAAUGCGGCCUAUAUUUGUCCACUGAUAACAGAAGAUUUAUGGAGUGAAGAGCAAAGACGGCUGAUUAGUGUACAAACACUUCUUGAAAGAUCAUUUUUUGCAUCGAAUAUCCAAUUUGCACAUGCACCGAAAAUUCUAAUUCUUCAACUACCACGUUACGGUCAACAAAAAGUCUUUGAUAAGAUAUUCCCACCACAAGAAGUAGAUAUUACUCAUUUGAUAUACAACAGUAAACGACCUUGCAUUAAUUGUGGUAGACUUGCUGACCUGAUGUGUCCGGAGUGUUUUCUGACUCAAGAAGUAUUCAUUGCAGAGGUGACUUAUUGUGGUAUAUGUUAUGAACGAACACACAGUGGUUUAGAUCACCAACCGCAAGAGUUACUCGUAGAUACGAGUAAUCUAUUUUCCUCUUCAAAUUCUCUUUCUCUGUCUCGCAGAAUGCAAGUACCUCAAAUUAAAUUGCAACUUGCAUCUGUUCUUUGCAUUGAAACAUCCCAUUACGUAGCAUUUGUACGUGCUCUUUUUGCGAAUAAAUGGACGUUUUUUGAUUCAAUGGCCGAUCGAGUGGGUCUUUCAGAUGGCUACAAUGUUCCACAGGUAAAAUUGUGUGAAAAGAUGUCAAACUGGUUAAGUGAUACUGGUUGGUACAAAAUUAAUGAAAGUGUUAUCCGAGAAGGUCAUUUACCAAACGAUGUUCUGAAUGAUCCAGACUUGAUGCGCUUGUUGAGCGAUUGCUAUAUUUGCUUCUAUACAGAUGAAGAGAACAAAAAUGGAAGUCUCAGUUUGUCGCGGUUCUUGUUUUAA
Molecule: messenger RNA, 2613 nt
Organism: Thelazia callipaeda (thelaziosis nematode)
Lineage: Eukaryota; Metazoa; Nematoda; Chromadorea; Rhabditida; Thelaziidae
Source: the annotation of a GenBank genome assembly